AUGAAUUUUGAAAAGAAAUGCUGUUGCGGGUUGUCCCUCACGCAUCACAGGGGAACCGGAGCCAAAAUUCAACCCCCCUACGAAUCCCAAUGGAUAUCGUCCCGGCACACGAUAUCAGUACCUACGGAUGCUUACGGAACAUUAGAAUUUCAAGGUGGUCCUCAUCCAAGCAAAGCUCAGUACGUACGACUUUCUUACGAUACAAGACCGGAAUUAAUAUUACAAUUAUUCACAAGAGAAUGGAGUUUGGAAACUCCGAAAUUACUCAUAACCGUUCAGGGAGGAAAAGCAAAUUUCGAUCUUCAACCCAAAUUGAAAAAAAUUCUCAGGAAAGGACUUUUGAAAGCCGCCAAAACGACCGGAGCCUGGAUUUUCACCGGUGGAACGAAUACAGUUACUAGGCAAGUCGGUGAUGCGUUACUAUUAGAAAGAUCUCAAAGAAGUAGCAGAAUAGUCACAAUCGGAAUCGCACCCUGGGGAAUCGUUGAAAAUAAUUAUGAAUUAAUUGGACGAAAUCGCGACGUACCUUAUCACUCCAUAUCAUCGCCCAGGUACGGAGCUGAGAUAAUACUCAGAAGGAAAUUAGAAAAAUACAUAUCCAUUCAAAAACUUCAUCCUUGCACGCAUUGCAGCACUCCGGUUGUUUGUUUGGUCAUAGAAGGCGGUACGAACACAAUAAGAGCAGUUUUGGAAUAUGUGACCGAUGAUCCUCCGGUACCUGUCGUUGUAUGCGACGGUUCCGGUAGAGCUGCCGACCUCUUAGCUUUUGUACAUAAGUACGCGUCCGAAAGCGGAGAACAAACAGUUUUAGAAAACAUGAAAGAUUAUCUUAUAGGAACGAUACAGAGAACGUUCGAAGUUGGUAGCGAACAAUCCGAAUGUUUAUAUUCGGAACUCCUUCAAUGCACUCAGUGUAAAACACAAGAAUUGGAUCAAACAAUAUUAACGGCUUUAUUCAAAUCUCAACAUUUAUCACCCAGCGAACAGUUAAGUUUGGCUUUGACGUGGAACAGAGUCGACAUUGCCAGAUCGGAAAUAUUUGUAUACGGUCAAGAAUGGCCUCCCGGAGCACUGGACGAAGCCAUGAUGCAAGCAUUGGAACAUGAUAGAAUCGAUUUUGUUAAAUUGCUUUUAGAAAAUGGAGUGAGCAUGAAAAAAUUUUUGACAAUACCGAGACUCGAAGAACUUUAUAAUACGAAACAAGGACCAACAAACACAUUAGGAUACAUAUUAAGAGACGUGAGACCGCAUAUACCUCGUGGUUACGUUUAUACCUUACACGAUAUCGGUUUAGUUAUAAAUAAAUUAAUGGGAGGUGCUUACAGAUCGUAUUACACGAGGAGAAAAUUUCGAUUGAUUUAUGCAAAAGUAAUGAAAAAAUCUCCUCACGUUCAUCGCAACAGCGCAUCUUUUAUUCGUUACUACGGAAAUCAAAAUUUAACACUUAGUCUAUUAGCUGAAGCAUUGCCAGCUACCAGCGACACUCCACUUUUUGAUUAUCCUUUCAAUGAAUUAAUGAUUUGGGCCGUACUUACUAAAAGACAGCAAAUGGCUUUGCUUAUGUGGCAACACGGAGAAGAAGCCCUUGCCAAGUCAUUGAUUUCUUGUAAAUUGUAUAAAGCGAUGGCACACGAAGCCGCAGAAGAUGAUUUAGAAACCGAGGUCUACGAAGAAUUGAGAAACUACGGAAAAGAAUUUGAAAAUAUCGCUCUGGAACUUUUGGAUUUUUGCUACCGACAAGACGAUGAUCAAGCUCAACAAUUAUUAACUUGCGAAUUACAAAAUUGGAGCGGGCAAACGUGCCUAAGUCUGGCUGUUGCUGCCAAUCACAGAGCUUUGCUUGCACAUCCUUGCAGUCAAAUAAUAUUAGCCGAUUUAUGGAUGGGAGGAUUGAGAACGAGAAAAAACACAAAUUUAAAAGUCAUACUCGGGCUAUUGUGUCCUCCGUACAUUUGUCAAUUGGAAUUUAAAUCAAAGGAAGAACUUCAAUCCAUGCCGCAAACGGAAGAAGAACAUUUGACGGGGUUGGAAGAAGAAAACGAAAGCGUCGACGGGGAAAUGAAAUUCAAUCAAACUCAUCGUAACACGGAUCCGGAAACUGAGGCACUUUUUGCGCAGGAUUUCGGAGUUAAAGACACGAUAAUACAAGAAAAUGGAAAAGUUAUAACGGAAGAUGAUACGGAAAUAGGGAAUUCAUUUCAUCAUAUCCCGUUGGAUUUUCACGAUGUUAAAGCGGCUCGACCCCUCAGAUUGAAAAAAAAAUUUUAUGAAUUUUAUACGGCGCCGAUAACGAAAUUUUGGGCUCAUUCGUUGGCUUACAUGGUAUUUUUAAUGUUCUUCAGCUACGUCGUUCUCGUGAAAAUGGAAAAUAUGCCGUCUUGGCAAGAGUAUUACAUAAUAACGUAUAUUUGCACUUUGGGAUUUGAAAAAAUUCGGGAAAUCGUUUCAUCGGAACCCGUGGCCAUCAGUCACAAAUUUGCCGUUUGGACUUGGAACAUGUGGAAUCCCUGCGAUUCUGCGGCCAUUAUUUUUUUUCUCAUUGGUUUGGCUCUCCGGUUGAAACCGUCAUCCAUGGCCAUCGGAAGAGUUAUUUUUUGCGUAAAUAUCGUUUAUUGGUACCUGAGAAUUCUAAACAUUUUAGGCGUGAAUAAAUAUUUGGGUCCACUCGUGACGAUGAUGGGUAAAAUGGUUAAAAACAUGAUUUAUUUUGUUGUUUUACUUUUGGUCGUCCUCAUGAGUUUCGGCGUUUGUCGUCAAUCAAUAUUAAAUCCGAAUCGUGAAGCCAGUUGGACUUCCGUCAAAGAAGUUUUUUAUCAACCGUAUUUUAUGCUUUACGGAGAAGUAUUUGCGGGUGACAUUGAUCCUCCCUGCGGGGAACAUCCGACGGAUUCCCCAUGUCCCACGGGAAGAUGGGUUACGCCGGUCGUCAUGUCCAUAUAUCUUUUGGUGGCAAAUAUUCUUUUGAUCAAUUUACUCAUAGCAGUGUUCAAUAAUAUUUUCAUAGAAGUAAACGCCGUUUCGCAUCAGGUUUGGAUGUUUCAAAGAUUCACCGUCGUUAUGGAAUACGAACAAAAACCGGGGAUCCCUCCUCCCCUCAUAAUAAUCAGUCAUUUGUUUUUACUUUUCAAAUUUGUACGUAGAAAAUUAAAAGGAAUCGAAGAAACUUAUGAUAACGCGUUAAAAUUAUUUCUCGAUAAUGAUGAUUUGGAAAGGUUAUACGAUUUCGAAGAAGAAUGCGUCGAGGGUUAUUUUAGAGAAAAAGAUUUGAAAUUGCUUCAGUCGAGCGAUGAGAGAAUAAAAACAACGACGGAAAAAGUCGAAAACAUGUAUCAAAAGGUUGAGGAUAUAAAUCAAAAGGAAAAUGCUCAAACGACGUCGAUUCAAAGCGUCGAAUUCAGAUUGAGAAAAGUUGAAGAUGUCGCCGAGCAAAUUUUAAAUCAUUUAGACGUCGUUCAUAGAUUUAUGGCCACGCACACGAGGGAUACGGCAUUUCCAGAUUUUCCCGAAGUUAACAUUGUCGCAGAUAGAACGAGAACGGCUUCCGAACGAUCGGAAGAUGUAAAAGUGAUGGCCGCACCUGAUAGCGAAUUUGCAGAAAGACUCUUGUCAUUAACUGAAGUCAGACCCACUGAUAGGUUGUGUCUAUCUGCUGAACGUAUUUACGUAGAUCCAAAAAGACAUGAAAUCCCUUUGGAAAAUUCAAAUAAUUCAAAUCAGAAAGGCGAAGACGAAGUGGAAUAUCCGGGAGAUGAAAAAUCAUUUAUUGAUCGCAGAUUAUCCGAAAGUAGCGCUGCUGAAAAGCACGAAGAUGUUUCCGUUUGCCGUGAGAGUACAAAAGGAAGCCACGUGGAAGUUAAUCGUCCUCAAGAAACUCAAGAAAUCGAAAGACCUUUGUCAUCUGCAGAUGGAUCGGUGGGACUACGUAAAAGACGGGGGAGUUCAACAGAAGAAAAAUCCGACAGAGGAAGUGUUUUACCUCUUUGUCAUUUAUCUACGAGGCGUCAAUUAAGUCAAACGCAUUCGGAACCGGAUGUGGAUUUUCUGGGUCUUGGAAGUUCCGUACCUAGAGCUGUGACGGUCGAGCGUAGCGUUACUUGGGCAGAACCUAGAAUCACGGUGAUUCCUCCGACGGCAUCCACGGCGCGCUCCAUGCUCCUAGCGAUGCAUUCUGAAUAUACCAGUAUUACUGAUGAGCUUGAAACUGUUUGCGGGUUGUUAUCACCUCCAAGAACUCCCAGUCUUCUCACUCCGACGACUAAAAAAGAUACCGUUCAUCCGAAGAGAACUCGUCACACGAGCGAAAUGUCCAAUCCCGAAAUGGCAAUUUACAUAGAGAAAGAACAUUUACGAGAUGCCGAAGAAAGUGAUUAUCAAUUGAUGCAAGAUUUAAUAGAUAAAAGAUUUUACAUCGGGGAAAAUUCUGAAAUUGAUGAAAGGUUCGAUAAUAAUGCUUUUUUCCUCACGGUAACCGAUGAAGUCAACGAUUACAGAAGUCCUUUUCAAAGCAGAUACUUAAGAAGAAGCAGCGCCAUCGAAAUCAAAGAUCAACCGCAAUCGAACGAUGGAAGUCAAUCGAAUUCUCAAUUGCAAAUAAAUAAUUCAGUUUCGAUCGAUUCUUCCGGUCCUUGCCAGGUGGAAGUUUGUCUCUCGAGCCGUGGAAAUUCCGUCGAAGAACCGCAAGUGAUUGUAAAAGAACAUCCCGCGUCGGAUGAGACCAACGCAAACGAGGUUUUCGAAUCGGACGAUGUUACACGUGCGAAAUAUUUAAAUGAUAAAUGUGACAAUAAAGGAUCGGUCGAAACGAGCGAUGAAACAAAACAAUCAUCACAUUUUCAAUCGGGUGAAACAGAUUCUAAAAAUGGUGGAAGGCAGCAGCAGCAGCAACAACAACAACAACAACAGCAACAGCAACUCGUUCAGGAACCUCAGGAAUAUCAAAUAAAAAAAAUUCACCUUCAUCGAAACAAUUCCGAAACGGAGGGAUCAACGUCAACCAAGGGCACAACUCAACAGAGUUCAGAAAUUUCAAACGAAACUCAUUUUCUAUAUAGGGAACACAUAAAACCGACGACGGGUAGAAAACUUUCGAGGCAAGAAAGUCAGGGUAAAGUCGGACGUACGAACACUCUCGCGAUGGAUUUCGAAAUGGGUCACAAUUCGAAAAAAAUUUCUUCCCAGCCGAGUUUACCACCGCAAAAAGAAGAAGAAUCAUCAUCUCCGCCCGAAAACGAAGAAAGAGGAAGUCGUGACAGUCUCAUGAUGCCAUCCGAGACGAUGUGUUAA
Molecule: messenger RNA, 5283 nt
Organism: Pediculus humanus corporis (human body louse)
Lineage: Eukaryota; Metazoa; Arthropoda; Insecta; Psocodea; Pediculidae
Exons: 25
Coding region: 1-5283 (1760 amino acids)
Biological process (GO): monoatomic cation transmembrane transport; protein tetramerization
Cellular component (GO): membrane
Molecular function (GO): monoatomic cation channel activity
Source: RefSeq, a predicted model, not a curated record